This is a messenger RNA of Kwoniella botswanensis, 462 nucleotides long. RefSeq lists its product as uncharacterized. Bases 1 to 462 code for a protein of 153 amino acids. The transcript is spliced from 2 exons. The record is from RefSeq and is a predicted model, not a curated record. Lineage: Eukaryota; Fungi; Basidiomycota; Tremellomycetes; Tremellales; Cryptococcaceae.
AUGGAACGAGAUAACCCCAAAACAGAUAUCAUUCUCUCCAUGGCCCAUACUCCAACAGAAGAUUAUAUGCAACAAAUCGCCCAACGUCUCAAAUCCCACGAAUUCCGGAAGAAGUUAUACCCAGAGACGGUCAAGAGAAUAUGGUUUUACGAGACCGCCCCUAAAUCAGCUAUAACCUAUAUCUGUCAUGUCGAUCCUGCACACUCCCGUGAUCGUGAUGGACCUCUGAGACUUGAUGGUAUAGGGAAUAAAGAGUAUAAUGAAUAUCAUCAAGAUUGGGAAGGAUACGAUUACGCAUAUAGGGUCAGAAGCUGUUUUAGGAUCAAGGAACCGAUUAGUCUGGAAGAGAUGAGAAUGAAAUAUGGGAUCGGAGGGGCACCGAGAGGGAUGGUCUAUGUUCCGGGAAAAAUGAUGGAGGAUGUCAAGGUGGAUGAGCAGGAAUGUAUUUGGAAGGAAGGGUGA